UAAAACCAAAGAAAACGGUUUUGGAAGGAACAAACAUCUUCGUGGUAAACCCUACAGACAUCCUUUAGGAACCGGAAUCACAGAUUUUAAGGUUAAGAGGAAAAAGAUCAUCAAUGGCAGAAACCAAAGAAGGUUCAGGUUCGGAGAUGUCUCUGAAGGAUCAGGGCAACGAGUUUUUCAAGUCAGGAAAGUAUCUCAAAGCUGCUGCACUAUACACUCAAGCCAUCAAGCAAGACCCUUCUAACCCUACUCUCUAUAGUAAUCGUGCUGCAGCAUUGCUGCAAUUGGAUAAGCUUAAUAAAGCUCUAGAUGAUGCAGAGAUAACAAUCAAAUUAAAACCCCAAUGGGAGAAGGGAUAUUUCAGGAAGGGAAGCAUAUUGGAAGCCAUGAAACGAUACGACGAUGCUUUAGCUGCCUUUCAGAUAGCAUUGCAGUAUAACUCGCAAAGUCAAGAAGUAUCAAGAAAGAUAAAGAGGUUGAACCAACUGGUGAAAGAUAGCAAGCGAGCCCAAGAAGUGGAGAAUAUGAGAUCCAAUGUUGACGUGGCCAAACAUUUAGAUACAUUGAAAUCUGAAAUGGCUGGAAAGUAUGGAUCGGAAUACGGGAAAGAUUUGUUCUCAUUCCUUGUUGAGACUAUAGAGACUGCUGUAAAAUCAUGGCAUGAAACAUCUUCAGUGGAUGCUAGAGUUUACUUUCUUCUGGAUAAGGAAAAGACACAGACCGAUAAGUAUGCCCCAGUUGUGAAUAUUGAUAAGGCCUUUGAAUCACCACAUACGCACAGCAACUGCUUUUCAUUUCUGAGGCAGUACGCAGAGGAAUCUUUCUCCAAAGCAGCCUGCUUGGUAACUCCCAAAAGCAUUAUUGCUUACCCACAGGUCUGGAAGGGCCAAGGAUCAAGAAAGUGGAAACAUGCACACAGUGACGGUUUCUUUGUGCAGUUUGAGUCACCCUCCCUGCGAAAGCUCUUUUUCAUACCUAGUUCAAAUGAAAAGGGACAGACAUUGUGCAGGGAUCCAGAGGUUUUGGACAUUGGUGUUCAUGAAGUUCUUCCCCGGUUAUUCAAAUAAAAGAUGCCCCGAUCUUAGUGUACUUCACUAGUACUUGGUGUAUAUUUAUUUCUUAAGGUAGAAAUGACAGGCUCACUUGAAGAUUUGCUUGUUCAACAAAUACAGAUGGAAUUUGGUGAUGUUUUGUUUGUGUUCUUGGGAUGUGGCAAUUGCUGGCAAGCUUGUGUGCUUCAUAAUUUUGUUAGAUCCAUAUAUAAUUUAUUAAUUAUUUGAAGUUAUCCAAGCCAUCAAGGAGUUGCACUUUUGUUACUUUUUUUCACAAUUGGCUUUCUGUUCUUCUGGUUUGGAAGCUUUGGCCUUUAGUUUGUUUGUGCUGUUAUAUUUUGACAAGGGAAGUAUUCAAGCAGUUAGCAUAGAUAUUUUAUAUGUAACUUUUGUGGUUCAGAUACGAAUAUUGAGUUUGA
Molecule: messenger RNA, 1471 nt
Organism: Vigna umbellata (rice bean)
Lineage: Eukaryota; Viridiplantae; Streptophyta; Magnoliopsida; Fabales; Fabaceae
Gene: TPR3
Product: Tetratricopeptide repeat (TPR)-like superfamily protein
Molecular function (GO): Hsp90 protein binding
Source: RefSeq, a predicted model, not a curated record